AUGACAAGUGAAAUCGACUCGAAGCAGUCGGAAGUGCCAAAUGGCGGAGCCGAUACCACAGCGACGAUGCCUUCCGCGACUGAGAACAGCAAAACCGUUGAUUCUGAAACCAACGCGCGGGUGAGCAGUGAUGACCUGCCAUCCCCAGAUUCUUGUCACAAAGUCGAGAAUUAUACCGUACUGGACCGCAAGGGCGAAGCUCAUCCGUUCAAGAGUCUUUAUGAUGGGCCCGAUUCCGCCUCCCGUGAAUUUCUUACUGCCCUCACAAAUUCAAUUCGACCAGAGGAUCUGAAACGCCUGCCAGUCAGCACAUCAAUCUCUAUUGUCGGCUGUGGCGAUCCUGGCCUGAUCAAUUUUUAUGCCACUGAAACAGGAUGCCCAUUCCCGAUCUUCGCAGAUCCAACUCGCAAACUGUAUGAUGACCUUGGAAUGGUAAAUACUCUUUCCAUGGGAACCCGCCCAGAUUACAUUCGCAAGAGUCUAGUACGAACUGUCGCCGAGUCAAUUGGGCAAGCUCUGAAGCACAUUCCUAGUGGGCUGGGAACGAAAGGAGGUGAUUCUCGGCAGGUUGGCGGCGAGUUCCUCUUCGAACCAAGCGACGAAGGAGAGGGAAAGCAAGUGACCUGGUGUUACAGAAUGAAAACGACGCGUGAUCACACUGGAGUUUCGGAGCUGGUGAAGGUUCUUGAUCCAGAUGGGAGCACUCUGCUGCAGAAGGCUUAG
Molecule: messenger RNA, 723 nt
Organism: Penicillium lagena
Lineage: Eukaryota; Fungi; Ascomycota; Eurotiomycetes; Eurotiales; Aspergillaceae
Product: peroxiredoxin-like family protein
Exons: 2
Coding region: 1-723 (240 amino acids)
Source: RefSeq, a predicted model, not a curated record